AUGGAUUUGGAAACAGCACGUGCCAAUUAUCCAAACAGACUAGAGAGGUUAGAAGAAGAACGUCUUAUGGACAUGCCUUUCGAUGUUAGUGAACCUCAAGUUGAAGGACACGACGGCUUUGCCAGAUUCUACUGGAAACAUGACGAACAAUUGCAUCCUUUGAGAAGGAAAAAAGGUAGUGCAGAGGAUGGUCAUGCUCCCAUGGAAAGAACAAGAUAUGCAUAUGAAAAGUAUCGUGAAGUUAGAAGUCAAAUUACAUCUGGUCGAACCUUUACAGUAAACUUUGACGAAGGAAAGAACAAAGAAGGCUUCAUGGGAGUACUUGCUGCCAUACAAGACGGAAAUAAGAAAGGACACAAUCUCAGAUUGACCAUAACAGAUUUGGAUGGUCACAUUUACUAUGCACAUGGCAAUGAACAAACAGCCGCAAAACUUCUUGACGCUUUCAAGACUACAAAGAGAGAACAAAUGGUUGACUCCGACUCAGACAUUUUGAAUGCAAUUGAAGGAAUUGCAAGUGUCAAGUUCGAAUGGUACCAACCUAACCCUCAAGCA
Messenger RNA from Trichomonas vaginalis G3, 555 nucleotides. RefSeq lists its product as uncharacterized. The record is from RefSeq and is a predicted model, not a curated record. Lineage: Eukaryota; Parabasalia; Trichomonadida; Trichomonadidae. The annotation marks the transcript as partial. The transcript has a single exon.